CACGAGCAACUGCAGGUGCGAAGCUGGGCAUUGGGCUAGGCGCUGCUGCGAAGCUGAGGACAAAACACAUUUCAUGAUGGCGUCUGCAAAUGCCACAUACGGCCAGAAGGAGUCCUCGGACCAGAACUUUGAUUAUAUGUUUAAAAUCCUCAUCAUUGGUAACAGCAGCGUAGGAAAGACUUCCUUCCUUUUCCGCUAUGCAGACGACUCAUUCACACCAGCCUUUGUCAGCACAGUGGGCAUCGACUUCAAGGUCAAGACCAUCUACAGGAACGACAAGAGGAUAAAGCUGCAGAUCUGGGACACUGCUGGCCAGGAGCGCUACAGGACAAUCACCACAGCUUACUACAGGGGAGCCAUGGGCUUCAUCCUUAUGUAUGACAUCACCAACGAGGACUCCUUCAACGCCGUUCAAGACUGGUCUACCCAGAUCAAGACAUACUCAUGGGACAACGCCCAGGUCCUCUUGGUGGGGAACAAGUGUGAUAUGGAGGAUGAACGAGUGGUGGCUGCAGAGAGGGGCCGGCAGCUGUCAGAACAGCUGGGUUUUGAAUACUUUGAAGCGAGUGCUAAAGAUAACAUUAACGUGAAGCAGACCUUCGAGCGGCUGGUGGACAUCAUCUGCGAGAGGAUGACGGAGAGUCUGGACAACAAUGACCCGACCGUCACUGGAGCUAAACAGGGGCCACAGCUCAACGAGCAGCCUCAGAGGUCCCAUCAGGAUUGUGCAUGCUAAACAUGACCCCCCCCCCCCCCACACACACAUGCACACAUGCACACACUGUCCUAAAAUCCACACAUGCUGUAUUUUCAGUUAGUCUCUCUCUUUCUUUUUCUACGCACAUACACAAGAGUAUUACACACAAACACUGUCAUACAGAGGCACACAACCUGGCUGCUUAGAUUCUCAAACCCUCUAUCUACAUAAAGAGCUCCGCCCACGUGACCGGUUCUCCCCAAAGAUUUGUCAUUUUCUGAAAAAGCAUCUUAAAGUGUUUGUUCAUUUCAGUAAUACAGAGAUUAUGUGAUAGUGCUAAAUUAGAGGGGUGAAGGGGUACAAUCCCAAGUUGUCUUUCUUUCUCACUUGCACACGAACACACACUACUUUUCUCUUCUAUGACCAGUUAGGCCAGUCAAGGCUAAGACUCCAAUGGGUUUUACUCUAAAAGGCCUUGUAGGUUGCCUGAUUCUGGUCUGGCAUCAGGACAUGCGACAGCGAUUUCUCAGUUAAAAAGCUAUCGAUCCAAUGAGUGUCGCUGGGGGAAUAAUGAUUAGCCAAUCAGUACAUAACAGGGUAAUAGUAAUAACAAGAAUGGUGACUGCUAUAGAGAAGAUAGAGGCUGUUCUAAUUUGAUUGAUUGAAGCUUGAAAUGGAGCGUAACAAGUUGACAGCUCAGUCUGAUAUCAGGCAGCUGUGAAGGAGGAAUGUUGGAGGAAUCCAACUCACACUCAGCAUUAACAACCCAAAGCUAAGUGGAUGCAAAUGAUUUAAAAUUGUUUAACUUUUAGUCCCGUUGAAAAUAUGUUUGUUGCUGUGGAUAGAGUUGCUGGGGGGGGUUUUUUUUUUUUUUUUUUUUUUGUUUUUGUUUUUUUUUGGGUUUUUUUAUGUCUUUGACUUGGUUGGGUGUGGUUUUGAGCAUGUGAAAUCACCAGUCCUUCCCAGUGUUGUGAUUGAGUUUCUACAGAUAAUUACGGUCCUUAAGUUUAGUUUGACGUCCAUUUAAAAGUUGUUUUUCUUUUAAUUUUAGGAAUGAACAUAAGAAUAGCAAAGGUCAUGCACAUCAGUUUGCUAGUCAGUUCUCAUAAUUAUUAUUAUUUAUAUACAUUGUUGGCCCUUUCCCAGAUUUUAAAUUUUUGUAUGUCUGUUUAUAUGUCAGGAGCUGCAUCACCUCUGGAGGUUGCUUGAUUUUAAAUUCUUAGUGUUGUUUUUGUUUUGUUUUUUACUGUUUUGUAUUUUUAAGACAUAUGACAGAAUAAAAGAAUAUGGGAUAUCAUUCACCUCAUGGGGAAGAGUGUAUAAAUGUUUAAAAGUUAAAUAUAUGCAUUUUAUAAAAAAAUUAUAUAUAUAUAAUUUUGGAUUCCAACCUGGGCUUAAGUGAGAAGUGCAUGUGGUUGAUGGUUUUUAACCGAUUCUGGUUGCUGGAUGGUUUUUUAUUUUUAUGAGCUGAAUUUAAACCCCGUCUGUCCUACAGUUUCAGUACUUGGAGGUAGCAAAUGCAGCUCAAGGUUUCACUUGUGAAGCCCAUGGCCCCUUCUCAUUGUAUUAACUUUCUUUCACUGUGUACUGCGUACAAUGUGCAACAUGCACUCACUAGAAAGGCAUGUGAUUCAGUGUGAGCACUGGUAUACCAGAGACCUGCCAUCUUUAUCAACUACCAGAUAAGUCUCUUAUGUCGCCUAUGUAGAUUAUAUUUUCAUCUUUACUUUUGGGAGGAACUGGAUGUUUUUAAGCAUGUGAAUACUGAGUUUUAUUUCUCUCUCUCUGAUGCUAAGGUUAGGGAGGUUGUCUGCUCAUGUACAGUACAAAACCUUCUGUAUGUCAUGCAUUCACAGAUAAGCUGAGGCAUGCUAAAAUAUUUUCAAAAUGUAACUUAUUUAUUUUGUAUUACUUAUAACUUUAUUUAUUUUUGAGAUCAUGUUCUUCCUGUAGAUUAUGCAUCACAAUCUGCACUCUACAUUUUGAGAUGUUCAGUAGUAUCCAAUGGCUUAAACUGUCCCAGCUUUUAAAUGAAAAUAUAUUUGUGUUUACAGUGAAUAUAAAGCUUAAGAUGCUUCCUCAAGAGGAAAGUUAAACAUUCCAGUGUGAGAGUCUCUUAUCAUGUCAACUGUGGGAAGUUUGUUUGUCUUUUGAUAUCAGUUAUGUAACAUUUAAGACUUAGUAGUCUAAAAGCAGACUGUUCUCACAGCGCAAUAGCAAUUAUUUAUCUCCAUAUCCAAAUAUCAGCAACAUACAACCCUGGUGAAGGUUUCUAGCUCACAUACUGUACAAGUAUAGUAUAGCACCCUAAUAUAGUAUGUAUAGUUUGUAUAAAGGGAAUCUUAAUUGAUCUUUCCAAAGAGAUCGCGAUCCUACAUUUAGAGCCAAAAAGAGCCCUUGUUUGUGUCUGCAUUUGUUAGACUUGCACUAACAAGCUAGUCUGAUAGUGUUUUCCUACUCUGUGCAGUAGCUUCAAAAAGGGAAAAUGUUUUGGAAGGAAACUGAAUACUCUGAACACUUCAUUAAAGUAGUAAUUGUUACUGCAUUUGUUCACUUUUGACAUGCUUGUUGAUUUUUGUUACUUUUAUUUAUUGUGUUUUGCUACAGCUGUAAACUUGCAGGUGACUUAGGAACACGUAUCAAUCCUGUUCAGCUCUCAUCCUCUUCCCUGUCAUAAAUGACCCUUGUAAAUAGGAGUUUUCUGCCCGUCAGGUAUUAGUUGUGUGAAUUGUGCUGUAAUUCUGUAAUGCCAGAUUUGCUAUAAUGAGGAAUAAAUAAACAAAUUCUAAAAGCUGGA
Molecule: messenger RNA, 3494 nt
Organism: Micropterus dolomieu (smallmouth bass)
Lineage: Eukaryota; Metazoa; Chordata; Actinopteri; Centrarchiformes; Centrarchidae
Gene: rab3aa
Product: RAB3A, member RAS oncogene family, a
Exons: 5
Coding region: 74-736 (220 amino acids)
Biological process (GO): axonogenesis; protein localization to plasma membrane; maintenance of presynaptic active zone structure
Cellular component (GO): synaptic vesicle; synaptic vesicle membrane; endosome
Molecular function (GO): GTPase activity; GTP binding
Source: RefSeq, a predicted model, not a curated record